Molecule: messenger RNA, 2172 nt
Organism: Triplophysa rosa
Lineage: Eukaryota; Metazoa; Chordata; Actinopteri; Cypriniformes; Nemacheilidae
Gene: slc38a9
Product: solute carrier family 38 member 9
Exons: 15
Coding region: 163-1821 (552 amino acids)
Biological process (GO): amino acid transmembrane transport
Molecular function (GO): amino acid transmembrane transporter activity
Source: RefSeq, a predicted model, not a curated record
UGAAAUGCAUGUUCGGUUUAAAUACUGAGUUUCCUUUUUCAAAACAUUUGUCCGUCUCAGCAGAUUGUUGCUGUGUGAUUCGCGCUGAUGCACAGAAGUCCUCGUUGAAGUGAGUGUGUUUGGAGAAGACUGGAUGAAGACGGUGUCUGAGAAGAACACGUGAUGAUGGAGGAGGACAGUAAACCUCUGCUGGGUUCUGUGCAAGCGGGCGAGUAUUACACAGAUUCACUCGACCCCAGACAGAGAAGGCCGUUUCACGUUGAGCCCAGGUACAUCGUGGGAGAUGAUGUUCAGGAGAGAGUCUCCGCCGAAGCGUCCGCUCUCAACAGUAGAGUUCAAUACUACGGCCGUCUGACGGCGUCUUCAGACAGACUGCUGGUACCUCCAGAUCAUGUGAUUCCCGCCGCUGAGGACAUCUACAUCUACAGUCCGCUGGGAACAGCGUUCAAAGUACAGGGAGGAGACGCUACCGGCAAAAACCCCAGCAUUGUCACUAUUUUUGCCAUAUGGAACACCAUGAUGGGAACUUCUAUAUUAAGUAUGCCGUGGGGGAUAAAACAGGCUGGCUUCACUCUGGGCAUCAUCAUUAUUGUUCUUAUGGGUCUGUUGAUGCUCUACUGCUGUUACAGAGUCUUAAAAUCCACAAAGUCAAUACCUUUUGUCGACACCUCAGACUGGGAGUUUCCUGAUGUGUGUAAAUAUUACUUUGGGGCGUUUGGAAAAUGGUCGAGUCUCAUCUUCUCUUUGGUGUCUUUGGUCGGUGCGAUGGUGGUCUAUUGGGUUCUUAUGUCCAACUUCUUGUUCAACACGGGAAAAUUCAUUUACAACUAUGUUCACAACGUCAGCACGUCUGAUACAGAGUUUGGCACCAAUGGUUCAGAUAAAGUGAUUUGUCCGUAUCCAGGUUUGGAUCCCGACAGGAACCGCAGUGUGUUUUUGUUCUCUGUGAGUGAUAACAGUACAGGUCAUGCUGUGUUUGACCGCUGGUGGAGUAAAACCAACACUGUCCCGCUCUAUCUCAUCGCUCUUCUCCUGCCGCUGCUCAACUUCCGCUCGGCAUCUUUCUUUGCCAGAUUCACCUUUCUAGGCACUAUAUCAGUACUGUAUCUCAUAUUUCUGGUCACUCUUAAAGCCAUUCGACUGGGUUUUCACCUGGACUUCCACUGGUUUGAUACCUCUAUGUUUUUUGUUCCAGAGUUCAGGUCACUGUUUCCUCAGCUGACCGGUGUUCUGACGUUAGCAUUUUUCAUUCACAACUGCAUCAUCACGCUCAUGAAGAACAACAAACAUCAAGAAAACAACGUGCGAGACCUGUCACUGGCGUAUCUCCUGGUGGGUUUAACAUAUCUCUACGUGGGGGUGCUGAUCUUUGCUGCUUUCCCGUCACCUCCGCUGUCUAAAGAAUGCAUCGAGCCGAAUUUUUUGGAUAAUUUUCCCAGCGGUGACAUCCUGGUGUUUGUAGCGAGGAGCUUUCUUCUGUUCCAGAUGACCACCGUUUAUCCGCUGCUGGGGUAUCUGGUGCGGGUACAGCUGAUGGGACAGAUCUUUGGUGAUCAGUACCCCGGUUUUCUCCAUGUGUUUGUUCUGAACAUUUUUGUGGUGGGAGCUGGCGUCCUCAUGGCCACAUUCUUCCCGAAUAUUGGCUCCAUCAUCAGGUUCUCAGGGGCUCUGUGUGGUUUGGCUCUUGUGUUUGUUCUUCCGGCUUUGAUUCACAUGACCUCACUGAAGCGGCGGGGCGAGUUACGCUGGCCGUCGGCCGUCUUCCACACCUUCCUCAUUCUGCUGGGAGUGGCCAAUUUACUCGGACAGUUCUUCAUGUGACGUCCAGCUCAGGGUGAUUCUCACAGUCGUGAUGCUCGGACACUAACCAACUUGUCACAUUUUACUGUCGUAAGAUGUUUCGUGUAUGAAUGGUUUUGAUCAGCUUCACACAAUCUUACGCUUUCUUCAAGUUUUCAGUUUUAUGUGUUCCUUUGAAAUGUCUGUAUUCACCCACAGCACGAUCAGCGCUUUCUCUCUUUUUACACUUCAUUCAUUCGUCCACACAACUUGUGUGAAUGAUUCACAUGUCAGAUGAAGUUCUCAGAUUUGGCACUGACACACACGUUUAUGUUUAUUAUGUGCAAUAGAAACACAAGUCAAAGGUCUUCCAAACUCAGUGUUGUGUCGACU